AUGUUUACUCAGCAGCGACGAGCGCUGUCGAAAGAUGUCACCGUCCAAGUCGUGAACCCUCCUUUGCACCUGCCUCCACGAGCCACGUUGCUCAAAUUCAUCUCAGAGUGUGGAAUCUGGCGACCUGUACGUCGCACGUUUCUAUCGCAAAAGCUGUCCUGUUCGCUCUACGAGAAGAACAACCACCAAGAGGUUGUGCCUCAGAACGUUCUUCUGAAUCCGUUUAUGAUACGAGUGACCGCGGGAGCAGUGGAUUUAAGCGCGGUUUUCGAGACCGGACGUACGUCACGUAUUAUCUCUAAGUACCUCGUUCAUGCAAACUUCGUCCCUAACAACCCAGCUUAUGACAUUGCCCUCCUCGAGAUUUAUCCACGAGUGCGCUGGUCACCCAAGAUUCGGCCAUUGUGUCUACCGGAAACGCCGGUUCAGACCAUGCAGCACUGCUACAUGUACGGCUACGGAUCGACAAUGAGAAUUGACUCCAGACCAUCAUCCACGUUAAAAUAUGCAACUCUUGCCAUCCUCAACCAGAGUGUCUGCCUUCGGCACUUUCAGUACAACAGCCGUCGCCUUAUUUGCACGUCUAGCAUCGAUGCACAUCGAACACCAACCAACGGGGACUUCGGAGGGCCAGUGUUGUGCGCUGAAUCUGAUGGCGGCUAUUUUUGGUAUGCACCACGUGGCAUAAUCACCGAGCAGAUCAACACCCGUGGUUGUCUGCACAUUCAUACUGAUGUGACCGCAUUUAAAAAUUGGAUAUCAGUAGCAGCUGGCCAACUGAACUCGCUUCCACCAAACAGUCGAAGCAAGCUGGGUUUAAACCCGUACAGCUUGCAGGUAUUGACUUGA
Soboliphyme baturini is the source of this 849-nucleotide messenger RNA. The record is from the annotation of a GenBank genome assembly. Lineage: Eukaryota; Metazoa; Nematoda; Enoplea; Dioctophymatida; Soboliphymatidae.